Messenger RNA from Cyclocybe aegerita, 2238 nucleotides. NCBI's taxonomy places the organism in Eukaryota, Fungi, Basidiomycota, Agaricomycetes, Agaricales, Hemipholiotaceae. The record is from the annotation of a GenBank genome assembly.
AUGGCCUACAACACGAAUAUGGCAAAUUCGCCUCUCGAGAAUGGAUCGGCGAAGCCAAUACCAACGGCGCCGCUGUCAUUGAACCAAACCCGCCGACAGGAAAGGUACACCUCUCCCACAGCGACAAUUUUCAGAGUACUUACUACCCUCAGCGACUUUAAAUUCCAUCCAGGGAAACCAAUUUUUCUCCCAGGAGGACCGCCAGGUGGACGAAGGUUGAAUGACAUCAUUUUCGGCACCAAGAUUGCGGAUGGAUGGACCGAGUACAUCCACCCAGAUGGAAAGCUGUACUUUCACCACCAGAAAUGGCGCGUAGUGACCGAAGCGAACUUACGCAACACAGAAGUGGCGGAGAAGGUGGAACGCGCCUACCUCGCGCUCAUCGAGAUGUGGAACGAGUUCAAAGCGCAAAAGCCGAGCCUGAGUGCCGUCAGCGAAGAUUGGCUCGAGAUAUACAUUGGGCUCGGUCCGGAAGUGCAGUACUACUACUACUUCGUCAACCACCAGACGCAAGAAGUGUUCUGGCUUACGAAGAUCCGCCGAGGCGAAGGGUUCUUAGGACCUAUGGAUACGAAGUCAGAAGGGGCAAGCUACGAUCCCCUCAUUCGACAUCAAUAUUACGCCCACUUGGCCGCGUUUCCUUGUCAUAACGAGGCCCCUGAAGACGGUAUUCAGUUCCUUCUUGAAUUCCUGGAGUAUGUCUGCGCGGACGAUCUUACGACAGAUUUCAAGGUGGCGCCAUGGGACCCGCCUCAAGCAAGGUCCCUCUUGAGUUACUUGGACGUACUUCUCAACAAACGCACAGGCCCGACGACAAAUGGUUUUAAAACCUGCUGCAUCGCUCGACUCCUAGUCGCCACCUAUGGAAGCCGCGCCGCCAACUACCACGCAACGCUGCGUGCAAUCAAUGACCGACCGACCUUCCCGCCCCCAGAACUGGCGCGGCCGCAUUUCCUACUCAGCCUGCUAUAUUUCUUUGGAAACGCAGCGUACAAGGACAGGUGGAGCAAAGUGCUAGCUGGGAAAACUGUCUCGGAUGCACAGUGGCGAGGACUUAUUGAGUCGUUCAAGGAGGAAUGGUCACAGUCAACUCUGUUGGCGGCUGUACUUCUCAUCCCCGAAGUCAUCUUCUUAUCGCUCGGCGGGCUUUCAGUCGCCGCCCGUACGUGUGGCAUUCUCGCUGUGUUCUUCGCACUCGGGACCCUCGUAACUGGGCCGCCUCUCGUGCCGAUGCACAGGCAUAGCCUGCAGUACAGUGGGCUCGAAGCUGUGCACCGAUUAUAUCAAGAAUAUUUCCUCAACACCCGGCAGCUUCCGACGCUCCUCGUUUCUUCUCGGCCUCCCACUCCCACUGUUCCUGUGGAGCUCGGUCUCGAUUACAUGCGCAUUGGCGAACCUGGCUUUCAGCCCUCACAAGUCGAUCUGGGAACACCGAUCCUCUUUGACCGGUGGAAGGGCCCCUUCAUCGCCGUCUUGCCUUUCGGAGGGUACGGAUUCGAGCUGCGAAAUCAUCCUGGCCGCAGGCCAAUCAAAUCAACGCUCGAUGUCCAGGUCCGGAUGGAGCGAAAGAAACCUACGUUCCUCCCGCGCCUUGUGCCGCACCUCUUCAAGCGCAGCCAGCCCCCGAAGUCAAAGCGGCGCCGGAAGAAACGAAAAUAUGGGCCGUCGCCGCUUAAAGACCAAGCGUUCCUAUAUGUCUGCGAUGUCCAAGUCGGGCUCGAAGGCAACGAGCCCGAGGCGAGUACACGAUCACUUCGAAACACUCGAGCGUGCACUCCAGUUCGGAAAGCAUUCCACUCCCCCGCUCCUCCAUGGAUUUCCGCAGACCCGGUCGUGAAAUUCUUCACCGUAGUCUACAGGCAGGAUCCCUCUCGCGCUGCGACCGCCUUCGACGACUACCGGCGCGCCCAUCCAGAUUGGGCAGGGAAACUCCUCGCUGUGCUGGCUUUCGGGAACAGGGAAGAAAAGCUGCUGGAGAACUUUUUGUUUUGGGACACGUUUGUUCGCGAUGACGAUGCCGCUGUGGAAAUGUUCGGGAGAGCUGUCGAGACGAUACACACGUCCCCCAGGCUUCGCCCGACCAACCAUCCGUUAUUGACGGGAUUAAUCGUUAUUGCAGCGCUGAGUACGUGUCGUGUUGUCUUGGAUGGGGCGUGCAAGCUCAUUGGUUCGAUUUGGUUUUGGCCUAGUUUUGCGAAUGGUGCUGUUGUUCCUCUUGUUGCCGCUGGAAAAGUUUAG